AUGGGUGCGACACGCCGGCUCGGCUCUUCUUUCACAAUGAUCACGGCUCUCGUCAUGGCUGCUGCCGCCAUCGCCCCGGUGGCCAGCGCGUUCCGCUUCAACGCUACCUCGCCCAAGCAGUGUGGUGACUGGACGGUCACCUGGGACGGCGGUACUGCUCCGUUCUACCUCGUCAUGGUGCCCACAAUCACAGUCACGGCCGGCCGAAUCAUCAACAUGUCCCUUCCCGCCGACGGCUCCUCUGUGCCGUACUCGCACACGUUCACGCUUCAGCAGCCCGAGGGGCUCGAGUUCAUUGCUACCAUGUACGACGCGGACGGCUUUGGCAGCGGUGGAGCCAGCGAAGUUCUUUCGGUUGGUUCCUCGAGCGACACGAGCUGCCUCAACUCCACCGUCAAUGCCGACUUUUACUUCUCCACCAGCCCGGAAAGCAGCCCAGACUUAUGCGAGGGCAUGACCAUUACCUGGAACAAUGCCGCCGUGGAUCCUGUCAACCUGUACGGUUUGAUCCCUGGCGGCACUGCAUGGGAGGUGCCUAUUUCGGCUUCCCAAAUGUCGUCGAGGAGUGUGGACUGGACGGUCGACGUCGCAGCCGGCACCACAUUCUUGCUGCUCAUGAGCGACGCUGGUACAUACGGCACUGGCGGCAGCAGCUCGCUCAUGACCACAAGCAACAGCUCUAGCGGGAGCAGCAGCUGCAUCAAUUCAUCGUCGCCGUCAACAACACCCGUCGUGCCUUGGACCUACGCGUCCACGGCCACGGCCGUCUCGUCCUUUACGUCGACGCAGUCGACGAGCAAGGGUCAAACAACUGCGAACCCCAGUUCUUCCGCAACAUCCUCUGCCGCGAGUAGCAAGAAGAGCAACACGGCAGCAAUCGUUGGCGCAGCAGUGGGCGUUUCACUCGCUGUGAUCCUCGCAUUGUUGCUGUUCUGCUGUUGCCGUCGCCGCCGCAACAAGGACGUUGAGGGUGCCGCGCCUGGUGCGUGGGCCCCCGUCAAGGAAGAGCGGGAGGGUAGCAACAACGAGCGUGCAAGCGGCGGUGGACCGACUGCACCCACUGCACCGACUGUCAACGAGAGGCAGGGCCUGCUGGAUCGCCUCUUCACCGCAGGUGUGCCUUCGAUUGGUAUUUCGAGCCACUCUCGCACUGGAAGCCGUACCGCAAGUGGCAGUGCUGCAGACACUCUCAACCGUGGCAGUCGCGACUUGUCGGCCGUUGCAGGCAUGCCGUACGGAGCGCCUGCGCCGUCCGUCUUCACCUCGGACUCGCACAGCGAAAUCAUCGAGGUCAGCCCCUACCCGUACACCGAGUACUCGGACCACCCUCCUCCCUUCUCCGCGCACGAGAGGCGGCGCAGCGUGUCGUCGACGGACAAGGCGCCAUUGUCCGACGCGCAGAACAGCAACUCGACCGACAACAGCAACGACACCAACCCCGAGAACCCCUUCCGCGACAGCAGCGACCUCCCGCCUACACUCCCUCCCAUUGGCUCGAGUACACCGUUGUCGCCAGUGCUGGACGACGACGAGACAGACACCGAGGCUGUGCGCCGCAAGGCGGCCCUCGGCGUCGGCGGCGUCACCCGCCCCACGGGUAUGCGUACCUCUGACCUCCUCACGCUCUCCGAAUUCCCGGCCCCGGCCGCGCAGGGCACUACACCCUCGUCGAGCGCGUCCAACGGCGCCGACCCACGAAACAGCGUGCACAGCGCCGAGCACUGGAUGGCGCUCACGAGCGACCCUCCCCCCUCGUACAACCCGUACGACAGGCUGCGCGCAGCCAAUCCCGACGACCACGCCGACGACCGCUCUGACGAGUAG
Messenger RNA from Apiotrichum porosum, 1824 nucleotides. RefSeq lists its product as uncharacterized. Lineage: Eukaryota; Fungi; Basidiomycota; Tremellomycetes; Trichosporonales; Trichosporonaceae. Bases 1 to 1824 code for a protein of 607 amino acids. The record is from RefSeq and is a predicted model, not a curated record. The transcript is spliced from 5 exons.